GUUGCGGAAGUCGGGUUUGAAGACUCUUCGUAAAUCUGCAAGCGCGUCGAACGACCGUCCAGGCCACCAGUAUGGUGUGAAGCCGUUGGACGUACAUACGGGCAUGCUCAGGCAGCUACGGAGGUUUCUGGAGAGUGCACACCAUCAACGAUCUGUUGUGCACGUGGAAAUCGAGAAGGGAUUAUCAGAGGCGGAGCGAAGGAAACUUAUGGGCGAUUAUAUGAUGAAGAAACGUACUGCUAUAGUGUGUGUUGGUCAUCCUGAUGCGGGCUAUCUGGGGUAUGUGAGGGGACUGGUGGGAACUGAGUUGGAGAGGAGGAAGAUGAGUAAGGCCCGAGGUGAAUGGAAGAAGAAGAUGCUGGAGUACACCAAGAGGAAGGAGGAGAGAGAGGCUCAGAAGAAACGUGAGUCGUUGAUGGAAGCAGCUGCUAAGGCUAGGAAGGAUGCGGCGGAGGAGGCACGUCAGAAGAGACAGGAGGCGGCGGCAAGGGCGGCUGCAGCGAAGAAGGCGGCUGAGGCGCGCACUUCGGGUGGAGGAGGAGCAGGGAUGGGAGAUGCGCAGGGACCGGUGGGAAGUGGUCAGAGUCCUAGUGGGAUGGAGAAUGGUAUGACUGGUGUGGCUGAGGAGGAGAGGGAGAAGGGAGAAGAGGAGGAGACUGAACCACAGAUGCCGGAGGUAGAGGUCACUUCGGAAGAGAUAACAGCGAAAAUGGCUGGAGGAGGACGGUUCCGGAAGAUGCCUCUGCCGGACCUGACGAAGGAUGCCGUCACUACAGCGUACUUGCGUUUUUCACUCCCGACUGUGGACGAAGAGCUGAAGCCGGGCGUACCUGUCUUUGAUGAAGUGCGCUUCGUGUGGGAUGAGGAAGAGGAGGCUAGAAG
This is a messenger RNA of Perkinsus marinus ATCC 50983, 882 nucleotides long. RefSeq lists its product as hypothetical. The transcript is spliced from 6 exons. Lineage: Eukaryota; Perkinsozoa; Perkinsida; Perkinsidae. The annotation marks the transcript as partial. The record is from RefSeq and is a predicted model, not a curated record.